This is a messenger RNA of Brachypodium distachyon (stiff brome), 730 nucleotides long. Its product is annotated as non-specific lipid-transfer protein 1. Lineage: Eukaryota; Viridiplantae; Streptophyta; Magnoliopsida; Poales; Poaceae. Gene Ontology annotation, cellular component: membrane. The coding region runs from base 44 to 430 and encodes 128 amino acids. Gene Ontology annotation, biological process: lipid transport. The transcript has 2 exons. Gene Ontology annotation, molecular function: lipid binding. The record is from RefSeq and is a predicted model, not a curated record.
UUAACGCACAUCGAGCCUGAUUAAUUAUUUCAUCAACCAAUUAAUGGGCUUCCAGGCGACGUCCCGCGCUCUGGCCGCGCUGCUCCUGGCGGCGGCGCUGGCAUCGACGGCCCCGCGCGGGGCGUGGGGCGCGGUGCAGUGCGGGCAGGUGACCCAGCUGAUGGCGCCGUGCAUGCCGUACCUGAGCGGGGCGCCCGGGAUGACGCCCUACGGCAUCUGCUGCAACAGCCUCAGGGUGCUCGCGGAGCUCGCCGCCACCACCGCCGACCGCGUCGCCGCCUGCAACUGCGUCAGGGCGGCCGCCGGCGCGGGCGGGUUCCCGCCCGUCGACUUCACCCGUGCCGCCGGGCUCCCCGCCGCCUGCGGGCUCAAGAUCAACUUCGCCAUCUCCCCCAACAUGGACUGCAACCAGGUUACAGAUGAACCAUGAGGUCCAAGUUACUGGAGAUCCAGCCACACGUACGUAGGCAAGUACAGAUCGAUGGAAACUUGAAGUGUACGUGUUGGAUCAGAAUCCACUUAAUCCAGUUAACCAAAAUAAAACGAGCAAGAUGUAUAAGACUGAACAAGCUAGGCCCCUCGAUUAUGCACGUGUUACUGUUUAGCUUCACAUAAUUUGGAAUUACACAAAAAAGAGAUUAAUGUAACUGCAUUCGUUAUCCCUGAUGUACAUACUUUUAUCUAUUUCUGUGCUUAUGAAAUAAACUACAGUAUAUGCUGCGCUACUCCA